This is a messenger RNA of Rangifer tarandus platyrhynchus (Svalbard reindeer), 315 nucleotides long. Lineage: Eukaryota; Metazoa; Chordata; Mammalia; Artiodactyla; Cervidae. The record is from the annotation of a GenBank genome assembly.
AUGUCAUCUCAAUGUCUUCUCACUGCAAGACCCGGAGCUGGGCUUAGUCCCCGGCCCACCUCUGGUUCGUCGCCCCGGCAGAUUUAUGGUUGUGUAUCUUUGGGGAAGAUUCCUAUAGGUGAGACUGCUAGACUAAAACGCUUCCCUAGCACCUCAGCUGGUAAAGAAUCCGCCUGCAAUUCAGGAGACCCUGGUUCUAUUCCUGGGUUGGGAAGGUCCCCUGGAGGGGGGCAUGGCAACCCACUCCAGUAUUCUUGCCUGAAGAAUCCCCAUGGACAAAGGAGCCUUGUCGGCUACAGUCCGUGGGGUCACUAA